AGUCUCUAAAGGAAGUGAAGAACGUCAUUGCUCCCACCUCCUCCCCCUAGCUGACCCUCAGCCUCCAGGGUCCAAGGGUAGAACUAGCCUCUAGUCAGCCUCAACUGGAACAGCCAAACACAGCCCAACAAAGCCAGGUCUAGCUCGUCUCAUCUGUGACCAAUGAAACUGAUCCUACUCCUAGUAUGCUUAUCCACUUUGCUGGAUGGGACCUUUGCUCAGAACUGUGCCAAGACCCAGUGUCACCCACACGCGAAAUGUGAGAUUCGAAACGGAAUUGAAGGCUGCUACUGUGUCUCAGGAUUUACAGGAAAUGGAAUAACAAUAUGUAAAGAUGAUAAUGAGUGUGAAAACUCUACGCAGCCUUGUGGUGAGAAUGCCAACUGCACUAAUACAGAGGGGGGUUAUUUCUGCAUGUGUGCACCUGGCUUUACAUCUAGCAGUUCCCAAAACAAGUUUGUAACUAAUGAUGGAACCACUUGUAUAGAUAUAGAUGAGUGUCGUGAAGCAAACUCAGGUGCCUGUGGGGACCGUGCUAAAUGUGAAAACGUGAAUGGAGGGUAUCACUGUGCCUGCAAAGAAGGUUAUCAGCCAUCCACAGGAAAAUUGCAAUUUAAGCCAGAUGAUGGCACUUAUUGCCAAGAAAAUGUGAAGGCAAACUGUCAUUUAGAUGAUGUCUGCAUUGCUGCAAAUAUUAACAAAACUUUAAUUGAAAUUAAGCACCAAAAGGAACUCAGGAAUCUGCUACAAGAAAUCUACCAAAAUUCUGAGCAAGUACUUUUUCCCAUCGAUGUGCUUACCAAUGUUGAAGCACUGUCUGCAUCUUCUUCAUCCUUGAGUUACAUGAAUAGCAAUGUCUCUGAAAAGGAAGCAUUUAUUAAUACAACUAUUAAUGUUUUUGUUAACACCAUAAACAAUUUGGUUCAAAAGGAUAAAAUUACAGUUUGGGACAAGUUGUCUGCAGAUAAUAGAAGAACAAGUCUCACUAAACUGAUGCACACAGCCGAGCAGACCAUGCUAAGCAUGUCCCAGAACUUCAAAAAGACAACCCAGUUAGAGAUUAAUUCAAGUGACAUGGGUCUCAAAUUAUUUGCUUUUGAUUCUCAUCAUAUGAAACAUAUUCAUCCCCACAUGAAUAUGGAAGGAAAUCAUAUAAAAAUCUACCCAAAGAGAAAAGACGAAUAUGAUUCUAAUGGAACCAUCACAGUUGUGCUUUUGUGUUAUAAGAGUAUUGGAGCUUUGCUUUCAUCACCUGAGAGUGCCUCACAGGAAACGGAGAGUCACGAGAGUCCUGAACAAGAGGAAAUUGUGAUCUCCUCAGUUGUGUCUGUCUCAAUUAGUGCAAAACCAAUGGCACUCUACCAGCUUGAGAAAAUCACAUUUACUUUAAGUCAUGUAAAGCCUAGAGAAAAGUCUAGUAUUAAGUGUGCCUUUUGGAACUACUCAAGUGACACUCUGAAUGGCAGCUGGUCUACAGAAGGCUGUGAACUGAUGCAUUCCAACUCUACUCAUACCUCAUGUAAAUGUAAUCAUCUGACACAUUUUGCUAUUCUGAUGUCUUCAGGUGUUUCUAUUGGUAUUAAGGAUUACAAUAUUCUUACGAGGAUCACUCAACUUGGAAUAAUCAUUUCAUUGGUCUGCCUCGCCAUGUGCAUUUUCACCUUCUGGUUUUUUAGUGAAAUUCAGAGCACAAGGACAACUAUUCACAAGAAUCUUUGCUGCAGCCUCUUUCUGGCAGAGCUUGUUUUCCUUGUUGGAAUUAAUACAAAUAGUAAUAAGCUCUUCUGUUCAAUCAUUGCUGGAUUGCUACAUUAUUUCUUUUUAGCUGCCUUUGCAUGGAUGUGCAUCGAAGGCAUCCACCUCUAUCUCAUCGUUGUCGGAGUCAUCUACAACAAGGGAUUCUUACAUAAGAAUUUUUAUAUCUUUGGCUACCUCAGUCCGGCCGUGGUGGUUGGAUUUUCAGCAUCCCUAGGAUAUAGAUACUAUGGGACGACGAAAGUAUGUUGGCUCAGCACAGAAAAUAACUUUAUUUGGAGCUUUAUAGGACCAGCAUGUCUCAUCAUUCUUGUUAAUCUGCUGGCUUUUGGGGUGAUCAUAUACAAAGUUUUUCGACACACUGCAAUGCUAAAACCAGAAGUCAGUUGUUAUGAAAAUAUAAGGUCUUGUGCACGGGGAGCCCUGGCCCUGCUCUUCCUUCUCGGAACCACUUGGAUCUUUGGGGUCCUCCAUGUUGUGCAUGCAUCAGUGGUGACGGCAUACCUUUUCACAAUCAGCAAUGCUUUCCAAGGGAUGUUCAUCUUCAUAUUUCUUUGUGUUUUAUCUAGAAAAAUCCAAGAAGAAUACUAUAGGCUAUUCAAAAAUGUUCCUUGUUGUUCUGGAUGCUUGCGGUAAAUAAAAGGACAUUCCAACUCAACACAUGCAUAAAGAGAAAAACCAGACUUAAAUAUAAUUAUUUCUUGAAAUACAGUAUUGUCAGAACCCAAAGUGACCUACUGGUGGGUCAAGCUACAACUCAGUCGUGCCAUCUACAAGAUAGAAACUGUCAUGAAACAUACAAGUCGACAAACUAACUUUUACAGCUACCAUAUACAUCUCUAUCAGUCAUUGAGGAUUGAGGCCAAAAAUAAUAGACCAGAUAUGUAGGGAGGGAUUGAAUACUUAUUAAAGCUAGAAGUGCAUCUAUCAAAAAUCUUAUUUCUUACCUAAGUAAUGAUCAAAUAAUAUGAAAGCACCAUUUUUUUCUUGAAUUCUUUCUCUAAAACAUGCCUCCCUCCUUCCUUUAGUAAUGAAUUUCUUUACUUAAAGAGAGGGGUUGGUUAGGAAUUAUGAGAGUAAAGAACAAAGCAUUAAAGAAAAUGGCUACUAAAAACAUUGAGUUAUCUUUCCGGUAAUCUGUUCCGUGUAAAGGAGCUAAGAAAUGGUGAGGACAAAAUAAAGACUAGGAGAAAUGAGACUCCUUUCAAAAAUUUAAGGAAUUGCUCUCAGGUUACAUUUCUAUGAUGACAAUUUAUAGACCCCUCUUUGAGAAAUCAAUUUCCUUCUGUGAAUAAUAUUCUGGGAGAGACUCAGUCACUUCUUAAGUUAAUUGUCGACUAGCAGUUGUGCUCUGCUGAUUCUCCACUUCUGUGCCUUUAUGAGUUUAAUUAAGUCAAAAAUCAAUGUUGAAGAAAUUUAUAACCUGAUAUAAUGGUCAAGCUACUGCCUGCAUGUGUCAAAGGCUCAUUGCUAUACAUGCCAUUAAAUGUAAAAACAUUGUACAUAAAGCAGAUAUUUCUAUUGAACUUGGUUUUCCUGGAGUGAAUAUUAUCUUUCGAGGACUGGUCUUUUUAAAUGCUUUUUUUUAUUGUUUGAAGUCCUUUAGAGCCCAUUAUCAAAUUCCCCACAUGAUUCCCAUUUGUCAAAAAGCUUUGUAAAUAUGAAACUGUGCAUAACUUAACUUUUCUGUUUUAAAAAGUGCCUUUUUAAAAAAUGUUAUUUAUAACAAAGAAAUCACUGAGAAUUUCUGUCAUAUCUUCUCUGAAAACCAUUUUCUAUAGCUGUUUUAUUAGAACAUGUGUGGGGAAAUGUACUGUCUAUCUCCCUAAUAGAAAAAAAAGGUUACCAUUUUUCCCUCAAAGAAAUAAUAGCAGAAUUAAAUGUAAUAAUUGCUGCCAUGCAAUGUAGAACACUAUAUGGAAUAUUUCACUUUUACUUUAAAAAUUAUUUCCUUCCUAUUUAAGCUAAGCCCUACAAAAGCUCCCCUACCAAAUAAACUAAUGCCUGAAAGAAA
Monodelphis domestica (gray short-tailed opossum) is the source of this 3769-nucleotide messenger RNA. RefSeq names its product adhesion G protein-coupled receptor L4 (gene ADGRL4). Gene Ontology annotation, biological process: cell surface receptor signaling pathway; adenylate cyclase-activating G protein-coupled receptor signaling pathway. Gene Ontology annotation, molecular function: G protein-coupled receptor activity; calcium ion binding. The record is from RefSeq and is a predicted model, not a curated record. Gene Ontology annotation, cellular component: plasma membrane. Lineage: Eukaryota; Metazoa; Chordata; Mammalia; Didelphimorphia; Didelphidae.